AAAUCGUAUCUAACCUUAAUGGGCAUCCAGCAGAAGGAAGGUGAGUCGCUACGAGAUUAUGUGGCGAGAUAUACGCGAGCAUGUGUCGAAGUGCCCAGGGUGUCGGAGGAGAUAAAGGCAGGAGGUUUGACACGAGGGUUGUUACCGGGCUUGUGCAGGAAUUCUCUGGCAAAGCGCCCGAGUAGAACGUUCGACGAAGUGCUGGGGAGAUGCGCGAAGUAUAUGAAUGUCGAGGAGGCGAAGAUCGAUUUCUCGCGAACGGCUAAAGAGAGUAGAGCUGACCCUCGGGAUGAGAGAAGGGAGAAGAGAAUUUCCUCGGCUGGGGAGAGAAAGGGGUCUCCGCGAGCAGAGAGAGAGGGGCGACCUAGGGGCUGGAGGCCGACUCAAUACACCCCUUUGUCGGCCCCUCAAGCGCUAAUUCUGGAGGUGAUGGAAAAAGAGAUUCAUGACAAUGUUGUCAGAUGGCCCAAGACGAGAAAGGACGGACCAACAAGACCAAAGAGUAACCUAUACUGUCGAUUCCACAAAGACUAUGGUCACAAUACUGACGACUGCAGGCACCUUAAAGACGAAAUCGAAAGGCUGAUUAAGGCAGGACACUUAAAGGAAUUCAUAUAUAAGGACCGGGAAAAGUCGAGCAGAAGGAGGGAAAGGAGCAAGAGCCCUCGCAAGAGGGCGAGAACGCCAGAGAAAAAGGAGCUCCCACAGAAAAGGGGAACCAUACAUAUGAUAUUUGGAGGAUCAACUGAUGGGGAUUCGAAUCGAGCAAGGAAGGCGUAUGCCCGAGGGCGCCAUGGAAAAGUCGAGAUACAACAGGUCGAUGAGAAUGGACCGGUAAUAAACUUCGGCCCGGCAGAUGCGGGAGAAGUUGAGAGGCCUCAAAACGACGCAUUGAUGAUAAUAGCCCAAAUAUCGGGAUAUGAAGUGCAGAGAGUGUUUGUCGAUACUGGGAGUUCCGUAAAUGUGAUUUUUUACGAUUGUCUCAAAAGGAUGGAACUCGACAUACAGCUCACACCCCUUCAUACCUCACUAUUCGGUUUCAACGGGUCAGAGGUCGCCCCUCUAGGCGAAACCAUGCUCGCUGUC
Molecule: messenger RNA, 1086 nt
Organism: Striga hermonthica
Lineage: Eukaryota; Viridiplantae; Streptophyta; Magnoliopsida; Lamiales; Orobanchaceae
Source: the annotation of a GenBank genome assembly